Molecule: messenger RNA, 7327 nt
Organism: Nelumbo nucifera (sacred lotus)
Lineage: Eukaryota; Viridiplantae; Streptophyta; Magnoliopsida; Proteales; Nelumbonaceae
Product: mediator of RNA polymerase II transcription subunit 33A
Biological process (GO): regulation of phenylpropanoid metabolic process
Cellular component (GO): mediator complex
Source: RefSeq, a predicted model, not a curated record
GGCUGCAAGUGCUGUGAGGUGAGUGUGAGCGUGUGAGGACCAUUACGUGGAGGUGGAGGAGACCUGGAGAUGGUAAGUGGAGAGAUCAGGGAUGUUGAAACUUGAAAGUCAUGUCCACAAAUGGUGUAUCGUUGAAGAUAAAGCCAAACUACCGGUAUCAUCUUUGGUGAAAAUGAAAGAAGGGGAAGGCGGUGGGGUUGCUGGAUGAUGAUCUCACCAUUUCAUCACCAUGGCGAAACCAGAGCAACUGAGCAACCACCCGAAAUAACAAAUAGAAAAAGAAAUGUAUGUGAUAAUAGAUGGGGGAUUGAGAGGAGUAAAGAUAAAGCAAAGAGUUGUUUCCUAUUCCUAAUCCUACCCCAUUACCAAUACCCAUCUCUACUCUAAUAUCUGUGGAUAAAUCUUCUGGGAAUAUUUCUAUAUGUUAUCUCUCCACCUAACCCCUGAAAAAAUCAACUCUAGAAGUAGCCCAUAUGGAAAGCGACUUGUUAACAAAGAUGAAAGGGGAAGUAAUAGUGAAUAUACACCUGUGGCUUUUGCAAGCUUCAAUCAGUGGCUGCACUGCUGGCGAUUCUGUGAUCGAACUUUCAUCAUUGAGCUCUCUGCCAUGGAUUCAACUUUUUUUUUUUUCGUUUAUUCAAGCAGUUCAUCCACUGGGGAAGGGAUAAUGGAGAGUCUGUAUUUAGCUCCAAUUGACAUUUGUACCCUCACUUUUUUACUAAGGACACGUGAAAUUCAUUAAAAUGAUGGGAAAUUUUUACAGGUCAAAACCCUGAGACCUGCUGCUGAGUUUGUGCACUGUGUGCUAAACCGCUAAUGGACCCAACCCAAGAUCGAGCAUUUUAAUACUCUAAGAAAUCACUCCAGAAGAAAACUUGGAACCCUAAUUGUCAAUGGGUAUAGAAGCAACCCCCUUCCCAGUCUGAAGCUGACUUCCACUUUUAGAACCCGGAACUGGAAGAGGUUCCAAAGAAGGGGAAAAGGGUCUUCCUCGCCGUUCUUAGUUAUUACUUGCUCUGUCUUGAGAGUUUAAUCCCAAUCUGCGCUAUUGGAUUCUGUUUCUAUCCAUGAAAACGCUCUGGAUCUGCUCUAAAAAUGGCGGCUUCCGUACAGACAACGCUAUGGGACAGCGUAGUAGAGCUCACUAAGUGUGCGCAGGAUAAGGGUAGUGAUCCUCUGCUGUGGGCAAUCCAGCUCUCUUCGAGUUUGAAUUCAGCCGGGGUUUAUCUGCCUUCCACGGAGGUGGCUCAUAUACUGGUUUCUCACAUUUGUUGGGGGAAUAACGUUUCAAUCGCAUGGAAAUUUCUCGAGAGGGCAUUAGCCGUGAAGAUUGCACCGCCUAUGCUGGUUCUUGCUCUUCUAUCUUGCAGGGCGCUUCCUAGUAGGCGGUCCCGGCCAACAGCAUACAGGCUCUACAUGGAACUCCUUAAAAGACAUGCUUUCUCCUUCGCAUCUCAAAUUAAUGGACCAAAUUGGCAAAAGACCAUGAAGUCUAUAGAUGAUGUUCUUCAUCUUUCCCAAAUAUUUGGUCUUCAAGCAUGUGAACCAGGGGUUCUUGUGGUUGAAUUUGUCUUCUCAAUUGUGUGGCAGUUGCUUGAUGCAACAUUAGAUGAUGAAGGGUUGCUGGAAAUGACCCCAGAAAAGGAGUCCAAAUGGUCAACUAGGCAACAAGAUAUGGAAAUAGAUGGUCAUGAUAGUUUUGAUGAAAAAAGAACUGAACAUCAAGAUAGACUACGGAAAGCAAACACUGUUAUGGCUGUUGAGUUAAUUGGGCAAUUCUUGCAAAAUAAAAUAACUUCCAAGCUUCUUUACUUGGCACGUCAAAACAUGCCUCUGCAUUGGGGAAGUUUCAUUCAGCGGUUGCAAUUGCUUGGGACAAAUUCAAUGGCACUGAAGAGUUCAAAAAUAUCUCCAGAGGCUCUGGUGCAGUUUUCAUCAGAUACAUGUAAGAUAUUGUCUCGAGAAUGCAAAACGAGUACACAGCAGGAGUUCCAUGCAGUUAUGGCUUCUAGGUCUAUGACCUCUUCUGCAGGGAAGUGUUUUGGGGCUAGUCAAUCUUCACUUUGGCUUCCUCUCGAUCUGUUUCUAGAAGAUUCUAUGGAUGGUUCCCAAGUUGCAGUAACUAGUGCGAUUGAAACUCUUACUGUUUAUACAGGUUUGGUGAAAUCUCUUCAAGCAGUUAAUGGUACCACCUGGCAUGAUGCGUUCCUGGGUCUUUGGAUUGCAGCUCUUCGCCAUGUCCAAAGGGAAAGGGAUCCUAUUGAGGGUCCUGUACCUCGCCUUGAUACCCGCUUAUGCAUGUUGUUUUCUGUCACGACUCUUGCAAUUGCUGAUAUCAUUGAGGAAGAGGAAGCUGCACUUAUUGAUGAAACUGAAUGCAGCCCCAACAACCAAAGGAAAGAAAAACAGGUUGCAGGAAAGCGUCACAAGGAUUUGGUGUCCAGCUUACAGAUAUUGGGUGAUUAUGAAGGACUACUGACCCCACCACAAUCUGUUGUAUCUGUAGCAAAUCAAGCUGCUGUGAAAGCCAUGAUGUUUGUUUCUGGUGUCCCAGUUGGAAGUGGGUAUUUUGAGUGCAUUAGCAUGAAUGACAUGCCGUUGAAUUGUUCUGGAAAUUUGCGGCAUCUAAUAGUUGAAGCUUGCAUUGCUAGAAAUCUACUGGACACAUCAGCAUAUUUCUGGCCAGGCUAUGUAAAUAGGCGCAUCAACCAAAUUCCUCAUAGUAUGCCUGCCCAAGUGCCUGGCUGGUCAUCAUUGAUGAAGGGAGCCCCACUAACUUCAUCAAUGAUAAAUGCUUUGGUUUCUUCUCCUGCUUCAAGCUUAGCAGAGCUCGAGAAAAUAUUUGACAUUGCAGUCAAUGGAUCGGAUGAUGAGAAGAUAUCUGCUGCUAACAUUCUCUGCGGGGCAUCUUUAAUUAGAGGUUGGAACAUACAGGAACACACCAUUCAUUUUGUAAUAAGAUUGCUGUCCCCUCCAGUUCCAGCAGAUUAUUCUGGGAGUGACAGUCAUUUAAUAGGCCAUGCACCGAUGCUCAACACUCUUCUUGUUGGAAUAGCAUCUGUUGACUGUGUCCAGAUUUUCUCAUUACAUGGUUUGGUACCACAACUUGCGGGUGCAUUGAUGCCAAUCUGUGAGGUUUUUGGGUCAUGUGUUCCCAAUGUCUCAUGGACUCUCACAACAGGGGAGGAAAUUUCUGCACAUGCAGUUUUCUCAAAUGCAUUUAUUCUUCUGUUGAGGCUGUGGAGGUUCAAUCAUCCACCACUUGAACAUGUGGUUGGAGAUGUACCCCCAGUUGGGUCUCAGCUAACUCCUGAGUACCUCUUACUGGUGCGUAACUCCCAACUGGCAUCCUCUGGAAUCAAUUCCAAGGAUCGAAACAAAAUCCGGAGACAGUCAACAGCCACAAAUUUGUCAUCUGUACAACCUAUAUUUGUAGACUCAUUCCCAAAGUUAAAACUCUGGUACCGGCAACAUCAAGCUUGUAUAGCUUCAACGCUCUCUGGUCCUGUACAUGGGACACCAGUUCAUCAAAUUGUUGAUGGACUGCUAAACAUGGUGUUCAGGAAGAUGAAUAAAGGAAGCCAAUCUUUAACCACUGGAACUUCUGGAAGUAGUACUUCUUCUGGUCCUGGAAAUGAUGAUGCCACUCUUAAACCUAAAUUACCUGCAUGGGAUAUCCUGGAGGCAGUUCCCUUUGUUAUCGAUGCUGCUCUUACAGCUUGUUCCCAUGGAAGACUGUCUCCGCGAGAACUGGCUACAGGGCUAAAGGAUCUAGCUGAUUUUCUACCUGCAUCAUUGGCAACAAUUGUUAGCUACUUCUCAGCUGAAGUGACACGUGGUGUUUGGAAACCUGCCUUCAUGAAUGGAACUGAUUGGCCAAGCCCUGCUGCAAAUUUGUGCAACGUUGAGGAGCAGAUCAAGAGGAUUCUGGCUGCAACAGGGGUAGACGUCCCAAGCCUUGCAGCAGGAGGAACCGCUCCAGCCACACUUCCACUGCCCUUGGCUGCCUUUGUAAGCUUCACCAUAACCUUCAAACUUGAUAGAGCCUCAGAACGUUCCCUCAACCUGGCUGGCCCAGCCUUGGAGUCCCUUUCAGCAGGUUGUCCAUGGCCUUGCAUGCCUAUUGUAGCAUCUCUAUGGGCCCAGAAGGUGAAGAGAUGGAGUGAUUUCCUCAUCUUUUCUGCAUCUCGGACCGUCUUCCACCAUAACAGUGAUGCUGUAGUUCAGCUCCUCAAGAGCUGCUUCACAGCAACACUUGGCCUCAAUUCCACACCCCUCUCUAGUAAUGGGGGUGUUGGAGCCCUUCUUGGACAUGGUUUUGGUUCCCAUUUCUAUGGAGGAUUCUCCCCCGUUGCCCCUGGGAUUCUUUACUUGCGAGUAUACCGAUCAAUCAGAGACAUCAUGUUCAUGACAGAAGAGAUUCUCUCUCUUCUAAUGUUUUCUGUGAGAGAAAUAGUGGGCGAUGGGUUGUUGAGGGAAAGGAUGGAGAAGGUGAAGAAGACAAAAAAUGGGAUGAGAUAUGGGCAAGUUUCACUUGCUGCAGCAAUGACACGGGUGAAGCUUGCAGCUUUGCUUGGGGCAUCAUUUGUAUGGUUGUCUGGAGGGUUGGGUCUCGUUCAGUCGUUGAUCAAGGAGACUAUUCCUUCUUGGUUUAUAUCUGGGCAUGGAUCAGAACAGGAAGGAGGGUGUGAGGGGAUUGUGGCGAUGCUGAGAGGCUAUGCACUUGCUUACUUCGCUGUUAUUUGUGGUACAUUUGCUUGGGGCGUGGACUCAACGACUUCAGCUUCAAAGCGGCGGGCAAAGAUCCUUAGAGCUCACAUGGAAUUCCUAGCAAGCGUACUUGAUGGCAAGGUUUCACUAGGUUGUGAUUGGGCCACAUGGCGGGCUUAUGUGUCAGGAUUUGUGAGCCUUAUGGUUGGGUGUACACCAACAUGGGUGUUGGAGGUGGAGGUGGAUGUCUUGAAAAGAUUGAGCAAAGGAUUAAGGCAGUGGAAUGAGGAGGAACUUGCUCUUGCUUUGCUGGGUAGAGGUGGAGCUGGGGCGAUGGGUGCAGCUGCCCAACUAAUCGUCGAGAGCGAGAUAUGAGUCUGUUUCUCAACUAACACUUUUGGAGGUGAGAGAGUUGUUUUGCAUCUCAUAAUAACAAUAAUGUUCGAUCUUUUUAUCUAGUUUAUUUUUCAUCAAAUUUGUGUAAAGUUUACGUAAUGAUCAAUGAGAAAAAGUGAAAAAAAAAAGUUGAUGCGGUUUGCAAGCGCUUGUUUGAUGUUGUUUGGAGAGAGAGAUCAAAGACUAAGGUUGUGCUUGGUACCAUUGUCGUUUCUACUUGUAAUGUUUUAGGUUAGUCAAUAUAAAAUUCCACUUUAGUAUCUUAAACUUUGGGGAUAGUGUAUGUUAGUGUUAGUACCCAAACUUUCAAAUGUAUCGAUAGUUUCACUGCAGUACCAAACUUUCAAAGUAGUGUUAAGUUGGCCCAAAACCGUGUUAACUGGUGUUAAGUAUUAUGUAAAAGGAUAAAAAUGCCCCUCAUCUCUCAAACAAAAAUCAGAUAUCUCAUCUCUAGCUUUAGAAAAUGGAGGUCUCUGUUGCUGGAUAUAUGAUCGAGAAAAGCUCAGGUUGUCAAGAUAAUUGCCCGACGAAUCCAAAACCGCGACCCAUGUGCACAUGUUCAGGUGGCAGUAGCUGGGGAGAAGAUGAGAAGAUGUUGCCGACGUGCUGACAGAGAGAUUCUGAGAAGGGCAUUAGCGCCUCCGGUUCGUGGAUCUAGUCAACCGUGCUGGUUGUCUUCCCUUGAGCCUGUUUUUGAGGGUGUCGACGUUCUCUUUUUCCAUUACAGAGUACGCUAACCACUCUUAUUGCAUGUAAAGAUUGAUUUAUAUCUGUUAGAUGCUGUAAAAAUUGUCAUUUAUGAUUGACAUUGAUUUUAUCGGGGCCAUGGAUCCUUGUAGUAUGACAGAACGCCAUCCUGGAGCACGAACCAGCGGGGGCGCCAACCUUUGCCGUAAUUCACCCAUUUGUACAGAAUACCGGAGAUUCCAUUUCCGAUGAUGUCAUUUAUCUUUAACUUCCUUGGUGAUCCCCCAACAACAGUUGGGCCUCAUUCAUCAUGGCAACCUCGACGACAGGUCAUUCAUUGAAGGCACAACUCGCUGCAUCAUCCAACAAUGAUCGAAAUCGUUAGUCCCACAGUUGUGGUUCAUAUCAUUGCCGCGAACUCCAUUGCCAUGGUUGUAGUUGUUAUUGUCAUUGACGUCGACGGAGGAUGUCCGAGGAUACGCAUCACGGCUGCCAGCAGCCAAGUUGGAUCUCGUAGUUGCGGGAGGUGGAUGUCGAGAUAUGUCAAGCAUAUCCUUUAACUGAGAGGAAGUCACUGCUUGGCUUUGCUUGGAGACUGUAGAAAGGCAGCAGAAGGGAUGCAUCAAGCCGGAUCAAACAAUAUAUCAUUCCAAAGAGCGAAAUCACCGUGAGCCAGAGGCAGUUACUGAAAGAGAGACAGGCCAUCUUCAUGCUCAUAGGUGGAAGUAGUGGUGAUGAGUGAUGGUGGUUCACCAGAAAAGUUGGUUGUGAUGCUUUAGCUUAUUUGACGAAUAACUCUUGUCAGUGGUGUGGUAAGGCUAUGUGCCGCAAUCUCUUUGAAAGACGAAGGAAGGUAGAGGGCAAUAUGUAGGCUAAGGUCUGUGAUUGAUAGAAAUGUUCUGUUCGUUGUGAUUUAUGUCUCCCUUUAUAUGAUGAGAUCCCGAGGUCCCGAAAGGAAUGAGUCAAAAGAGUAAUUCCCACAUGGAAAAGGGGAUUUUUUAUUCGUUGUCAGUUGUCAGGGAGACACUGCUAAGGUUUCGUUAUGUGUUUUAUGAGAUCUCUCUAGGACGAUGUUUCCUUUCGUCUGAUGAUUCUCAUAAUACAUAUAUACUGCUUCCUUUUGUGAGUUUCCUAAACUAACAUGGCAUGGAUGAUGUUAUAGUCUUAUGUGUCUCUCUUAAUUCUAUUGGGCAUUCUGUCACGAGUGACAUCAGCCAGUCAUUGUGUUUCUUCAUUUGUCACUGAUUUGCGAGGGUUGUAAACUCAUCUCAGGCUCGCGAUGGCUUUGUGUUCAUUGCAAGUCUGUGCAUGCUUUGAGUUUAUCACAGCUUUGUGUCGAGUUGUGAACUCGUCACAGGUGUGUAGCAUUGGUUUAGCACUUUCUAUGCUAUUGCAGUUGUGAUGAUCAACAUGUAUCUGCAAUUCUAUUGAGCAAAAAUUCCGAUAUGGCGUCCUACGGACGGUUGUUUAUUUAUGAUUAUUAGAAUUUUGACAUUUCUCCUCAAUAAAGUAAUUCUAGUAAGAGGUGUCAUCA